Messenger RNA from Prunus armeniaca (apricot), 981 nucleotides. NCBI's taxonomy places the organism in Eukaryota, Viridiplantae, Streptophyta, Magnoliopsida, Rosales, Rosaceae. The record is from the annotation of a GenBank genome assembly.
AUGGGCGCCGAUUACUAUAAGAUUCUUCAAGUACCACGAAACGCCAGUCAAGUUGACUUGAAGGAAGCUGCCGAGGCCAAAUUCAACCAACUCUGCCAAGCCUACGACGUUUUGAGCGAUCCUCGAAAGCGAGCAGUGUACGAUCAGUACGGCGAGGAGGGUUUGAGUGGAGGAUCAAGGCCCGGCGGGUCUCGGAGCCCAGAAGAUAUAUUCGCGGAGUUUUUUGGUGGGAGAGGCGGCGGCAUGGGCCAGUCACGGGAUGACGGUUUUCGGGACUCGGACGAUGUGUUCUCGGAGUUUUUUGGACAGAGGGUUAACCUGGGCGAGUCACGGGCCGGUGGGUCUCGGUCUCGGAGCCCCGAAAUCAGGAGUAUGAACGGCGAAAAUAUAUUCGAGUCGCUUAUAGCCGCAGCGGAGGGCAAUGGUCGGCAGAGGAAAGCAGCGGCGAUAAGGAGGACAUUGCCUUGCAGCUUGGAGGAGUUGUACAUGGGCAACACCAGAAAGAUAAAGAUUUCUAAGGAUGUUGUUGGUGCUAGCGGAAGAAGAAGCACAGUGGAGGAAGUUCUAAACAUUGAGAUCAAGCCUGGUUGGAAAACGGGCACCAAAAUCACUUUCCCAGAGAAAGGGCAUGAUGUAGAGCGAGGUGUUUUACCAGCCGACAUCAUCUUUACCAUUGAUGAGAAGCCUCAUAGUUUUUUCAAGAGGGAUGGGGAUGAUCUCGUUGUCACUCAGAAUAUUUCUCUUGCGGACGCUCUGACAGGACACACAGCGCUGAUGACAACGCUUGACGGGAGAAAUCUGCGGGUCUCCAUUGAUUCGAUCAUCGGUCCCACCCACGAAGAAGUGGUUAAAGGGGAAGGAAUGCCUAUCCAGAAGGAACAAGGCAAAAAGGGUAACUUGAUUCUCAAGUUUAACAUCAGGAUCCCCAAGCUUACCUCAGAGCAGAAAACUAGCAUCAAACAUUUGUUAACAUCUUCGUAA